UGGAGGUGUUUUCGUUUAAUAUUGCGGAGAAAAAAUACAAAAAACAAAUAUUUUAAGAAAAUGUGAAUAAAAAAAAGAAAAUGUCUUUUUUUUAAAUAAAAAUUUUUAACCACAAACAACGAAUAUUUUUCAUUAUUUAAAACACUUAAACAUAAAAUCAAUUUUAAUUCAUCUCUUAAUAAAAUAAACUAAAAAAGUCUUAAAAUCAACAACGAAUUUAUUUUUUUUAACAACUGAAAAUCUAUGAAAGGAAACCUUUUAUUUUUUUAUUAAACAAGUGCCUUAAAGAUUUUCAAGUUUAAAAUCUCUCAAAAAAAGAACAAAAAAAUGUUAAAGUGUGAUAUUUAAAUAAAUCAAACAACAAUAAAUCCCCAACUAAUUUUAAUGUUACCAAUUGCUUAAAACUAAACUGAAAAAAUUCAACUUAACAAAAUGCCUGUUAGUGGUUUUCAAUACAAUACCAGACCCUAUAGUUCCUUUAGAGCUACAAGGGGUACUUGUACAGCAAAUUAUCAACAACAACAAAAUAAUACUGCUAAUAAUUGCAGUAAAACUACUUUAAAUGCCAGUAGCAGUAAUAAUAACAAUAAUACCCAUCAUACACCACCAACAGCGGGUCAUAGUUUACAGACAUCUGCUUCCUCCUCCUCAUUAGGUGUAAGAUCCAGUAACAACAAUUACUCAGGAGUUACCUCAAAUUUUCAAAGGCAACAGCCAUUUCGCAGUAGUUAUUAUGGCACACGUUACAAUUUAAAAACGGGAGAUAGUAACUUCACAACAACAUCUAGCUGUAAAGUGAAUUCUUCGUCAGCAGCGGUCUCCGCAACCGUUAAGCCUUUAACACCCAAAUUAGUCAGACGCAUUGAAACGACUUGUACAACACAUCAUACAAAACCCAAAGCCCCUGCACCGCCUAUAACCAAUGGUGUAUGCUGUACACCGCCCACUGCCCCUAAACAGUAUUUAAGAGCUAGAAAUCAACAGCAACCACCCACGCCCCCUUUAAGAAAGUCAUCGAAUUUUGAUCGUUUCCAUCAGGCCAAUUUAAGUAUUAGACAAAAGACUAACAAUCAACCGUCAUCACCACUCGUCAAUAAUAGUCGUUCUUCUUUCAUCAGUUCGAGUAAUGACUCCCAGGAUUCACAGGUCUUGCAGAAGUAUCAACAGCGCAGUGUUGUCCCGGCUGCUACACAAAAACGGGCCUACACUAACACAGUCAGUAAAGUAACCAAGGAAAAUCAGCCAAAGACAGCUGAUAAUAAUGGAUCUCAUAGCAGUGGACCUAUAAAGUCCAUAAAAUCAUAUCCUGCACCUUUGCCACCGCAAGGUACCCCUAAAGCUUUGCCACGCCGCAAAUGCAAAGAUGAUUCGAGAUUAAAUUCCGUAUCGGCCUCGCCCAAUCUCAAUAAUCGCCGCUUUAUUUCCAGUGUAGGCAUAAAUUCUUUUAAUGCCUCCUGUAAUCCCAAGGCCACACCGCUUUAUAGAAGAAAAACUUACGUACCUAGUACAAAUUCUAACACGAAUCACGCUACCAAUAACAGUGUGGCCAAUAGCAGUUUACACCUGCCAGGAAAAACAGGUAGUAAUUGCAGUAAUUCUAGUUCGGCCCAGUCUAGUGCCUCUCAGGGUUCUCCGAAAUCGAAAAAGGCCUUCUCUACCAAAUUUCCUCAAGGUUUGCCAUUUGAAGAUGAGUUCUAUCGACGACAUCGUUCCUAUUCACAAUCAUCCUCCAGUAAUUAUUCAUUUUAUUCAUCGAAUGGUGCUCAUUCCACUGCGCCUCAUACGCCUCAUGACUAUGACCGCGAAGAAGAUGAUGAAUUCCAAAGAAAACCCUCAACAGAUGAUGCUUUAUAUGUAGACUUUUCCAAGGUCAUGCAUACAAAUGACUAUAAAUCAACUAAAUCUAACUAUCAAACGACCACCAAAACACACACUUCUUCAUGGCUCAGAAGGGACUCGCCCUGUCGCAGCAGCCUUCACAACAACAGCAACAAAACAUCGAAUUAUGAUACUAGUCACGAUUCACCUCAUUCGUCACGACGCAACUAUCAUCAAUAUUUACCUCCCACUCCGCCUACAGUCCGCGCGGAUACCAACGCUUCUAUGCGUUCUAGAACGAAAUAUUCUCAAUCUAUAAACGAUUAUCUCUACACUAGUGAUGGUGGAAAACUGUGUGUCAACGGUUCACCUCAAAACACUAGUGAUAGUAGAAAAUCUCUUUUAUAUACAAAUUCAAAAAUAUCUUCAUAUUUGGAUCCUUUACAAAAUGCCGAUAAUGGCUAUUAUACACAUGCUUCACCAGAAUCCUCACCACCUUCAAUUACCACCACAAUGUCUUCGUCCAAACAGAUGACGACAACUACGACGAGGGAUUCGUAUAUGGCUGUUUCAUCAUCGUGGGCUCCAAAAUGUUCACAUCCGACUAAAGUGUUAAUACCCGCAACCUCUAAUUCCUCUGUAAGUGCCAGUAAUUGUGAUUCGAAUAAUAAUAAGGAUUAUCAUCAUCAGCGUAGUCAACAGUAUUGUCAGAAAGAGGAUUAUUAUGAGAAAUUCAAGAGAUAUAAUAGUGGUUCGAAAAUUUCGAAUGUGGCUGCAGCAGAUAAGUCGGAUGACAUUUUGGAGCUCACGAACAGUGAGUAUAGGUAAGUGUCUUAAACUAUUAAACUAAAUAAUAACAAAGGAUUGAUGUAAGUUUUUAUAAUACAAAAAAUCUGGAAAAGUUUAAAGGAAUAUAACUGCUUUUUUUUAAUAAAAAAUUUUAAUCUCAAGAAUUAAAAUAAAAAAAUAUUAACAUUUUCAAAACCAAAAAUAUAUAAUUCAUAACAUAAUUUCUUAUUCAACGUUCAUUCAUUCGAAGAACAAUAAAAUUAAUUUUCUUACUAAUUUCAUAAGAAUUGUAAACCAAAACAUACAAAAAAAUGGCAUAAAUU
This is a messenger RNA of Lucilia cuprina (Australian sheep blowfly), 2930 nucleotides long. Its product is annotated as probable serine/threonine-protein kinase nek3. The record is from RefSeq and is a predicted model, not a curated record. The coding region runs from base 433 to 2646 and encodes 737 amino acids. NCBI's taxonomy places the organism in Eukaryota, Metazoa, Arthropoda, Insecta, Diptera, Calliphoridae. The transcript is spliced from 3 exons.